AUGGCUGGCUUUGAGCGCGUUUUUCCUUUGACUAAUCUGCACCUAUUUACACCCGUGGAAUUGGGCUGCUUGAUCAGCGGUGAUGAUUAUUUAGACGAUGAGCAAGAUGAUUCGUUAGAGGUACAAGAACAUAUCCUAGAUAGACCGUCUGAUCUACGGUUAUCAAAACAUGCCUGCGGAUCAUUCAAUUCUACAAGCUUAGAGAAGAACACAGCAAGCACCUCUGGGGGAUACUGGGAGCAAAGUAAGGUAAGUAGGCCGAUUACAAAAAGAAAAACUAUGCGAAACCGUUAUUGGAGCAUUGAGGAACUUACAGCAGCUUGUGAGCCUGCUGCCGGGAUGACACGCUCCAGUUCCACCUACUGUCAUUUGAUACAUGUGCUGGCAGGCCUCGCACCUAGUGAGCGUCGAGAGUUCGUUCAGUUUGUUACUGGGUGUCCUAAUUUGCCCCCCGGUGGAUUAAGGAAUCUUUAUCCAUGCUUAAAGGUAAGCAACUUUUUUGUAGGCAAAUACCUCUUUCUGUUACUUUAG
Molecule: messenger RNA, 531 nt
Organism: Protopolystoma xenopodis
Lineage: Eukaryota; Metazoa; Platyhelminthes; Monogenea; Polystomatidea; Polystomatidae
Source: the annotation of a GenBank genome assembly